Bacillus rossius redtenbacheri is the source of this 5627-nucleotide messenger RNA. It is a transcript of the gene pins, whose product is annotated as G-protein-signaling modulator 2. The record is from RefSeq and is a predicted model, not a curated record. The transcript is spliced from 13 exons. The coding region runs from base 172 to 2175 and encodes 667 amino acids. Gene Ontology annotation, molecular function: G-protein alpha-subunit binding; GDP-dissociation inhibitor activity. Gene Ontology annotation, biological process: establishment of mitotic spindle orientation. Gene Ontology annotation, cellular component: cell cortex. Lineage: Eukaryota; Metazoa; Arthropoda; Insecta; Phasmatodea; Bacillidae.
AUUUGAAUACCAAAGUAAAGGUGUACGUUUUUGUUACCGUAGUCUUUGGUUAAUGCAUGCGUAUUGUUUACAUGAUUACGAGUUCGUGGGAGAGGUGGGCUUUUAGUUGACAGGAAGGAAAUGUUUAAUUUUUGAAUUAAAUACUUGUACAAGUCCUAAAAACUGCGCACGAUGUCUGUAAGUGCAAGUGCUGAAAAUUUGGCGUGUGACAACCAAGGGGCGGGGGACGGGGCCAGCAUGUGCCUGGAGCUGGCGCUGGAAGGGGAGCGGCUCUGCAAGGCCGGGGACUGCCGCGCGGGCGUCGCCUUCUUCCAGGCAGCCAUCCAGGCGGGCACGGACGACCUCCGCACGCUCAGCGCCAUCUACAGCCAGCUGGGGAACGCCUACUUCUACCUGGGCGACUACGCCCAGGCCCUGCAGUACCACAAGCUGGAUCUCACCCUGGCCAGGACGAUGGGUGACAAGCUGGGCGAGGCCAAGUCGAGCGGCAACCUGGGCAACACGCUGAAGGUGAUGGGCAAGUUCGACGAGGCCAUGAUCUGCUGCAAACGCCACUUGGAGCUGGCGCGUGAGCUCAAGGACAAGCUGAGCGAAGGCAGGGCGCUGUACAACCUGGGGAACGUGUACCAUGCGAAGGGGAAGCACAUCGGCCGCGUGGGCAAGCAGGACCCCGGGGAGUUCCCGGAGGAUGUGCGGUCCUGUCUGCAGGAGGCGGUCAAAUACUACGAGGAGAACCUGCUGCUCAUGCAGGAGCUCGGGGAGACAGCCGCGCAGGGCCGCGCGUGCGGGAACCUCGGCAACACGUACUACCUACUGGGCAACUUCCAGCAGGCCAUACGCUACCACGAGGAGAGGUUGAAAAUUGCCCGUGAAUUUGGGGACAAAGCAGCGGAGCGCCGUGCCAACAGCAACCUUGGUAACUCACACAUCUUCUUGGGAGAGUUUGAGUCUGCAGCAGAACAUUACAAGCGGACACUGGUGCUGGCCCAGGAGCUGGGCGACCGGGCCGUGGAGGCCCAGGCCUGCUACAGCCUCGGCAAUACCUACACCCUGCUGAGAGACUACACCACCUCGGUGGAGUACCACCUGCGUCACCUCAUCAUCGCCCAGCAGCUGAUGGACCGCGUGGGCGAGGGGCGAGCGUGCUGGAGCCUGGGGAACGCACACUCUGCCAUGGGCAACCACGAGAAAGCACUUUACUUCGCCAUGAAGCACCUGGAAAUAUCCAAAGAGCUGGGCGACACCAUGGGUCAGGCGACGGCCCAGAUGAACGUGCUGGACCUGCGCAAGGUGCUGGGGCUGCCACCCGACCCGGAGGCUCACGGCGCGGCUGGCGCCCAGCCGUCCCCGGGACUCCACCGAUACAGGGUGAGAAGACUUAGCAUGGAACAGCUCGCCCUCCUCAAGCUGACGCCAGGCGGCAAGCAGCAAGCGACCACCAACGACAUUGCCAGCAGCAUGCCUGUCCUGCCGCAGAACAUCUCUGCGCCAUCCAACUCCAAUGUGUCUGAUGAGAACGAGAGCCAGCACCUGGACGACGAGGACUCCUUCUUCGACCUGCUGUCGCGGUUCCAGUCGAAGCGGAUGGACGACCAGCGCUGCUCGCUGGCAGUCGUGGAGAACAAGGAAAACACGUUGGUGCCGCAGAGGAGCAACCACAACAAUAACAGCAACAGCGGUGGUGGCGGCGACACGGCGGUGCUCAACAACAGCCUCGCCGUGCACAAGGCGUCCACUAGGAAUAGUGACGCAGGCAUGCAGCAGGACGACCUGCUCGACCUCAUAGCGGGCAUGCAGAGCAAGAGAAUGGACGAGCAGCGGGUGGCUCUGCCCCACCUCCCGGGGCUCCACCCCCCGGCCCAGUCGCAGGUGCUGCAGAGGCUGUCCGUGGGGGGCUUCAGCGACGGCAACACCACGCCCGACGACACCUUCCUCGAGAUGCUCAUGAGGUGUCAGGGGUCGCGACUGGAGGACCAGCGUAGCUCGCUGCCAGGGGAGGCGGGGCCCGAGCCCAGGACACCCGCACGGGGCGCCACGGUGCCAGACGAGGACUUCUUCUCCCUCAUCAUGCGGCUGCAGUCGGGCCGCAUGGAAGACCAGCGUGCCACCGUGCCGGCCCCACCCCUGGGGGAAGCCCGCACCAACCACCCUGCCCGCAAGGAGAAGAAGAAGUGACUACCGUGGUCCGCGCCAAGCUCCUUGGAUCGCGACACUCGGUGAAAUACUCUCGCGUUCAGAACGAUACUGAUCCUCUACGGACUUGCUAUCAGGGAAACUUCGUAGUCCGUGGCUAAUACUAUCAAGUCGUGAUAGUUAAAAAGAAAUUUAGCUGAGCCUUUUUUGGCAUGGCAUGGGACUAAGUGUAUAAAAUAGUCUUCUGCUGAAUCUACAAGCAACAAUUGUUAAAUUUAACAUGAACGAACUAUAUUAUUUUUUUUAAAAGCUUAUAUCUAAAUAAAUGUUUGACUCGUGUAGUAUCCACUAUACAGCUCUGUGGUUAAAAAUUUAACAUCUCUCUUUACUUUUAUUGUAAAUAGUCAAAAAUGAAAUUUAAUGAAACUAUGCCUUGUUUUAAGUGGUUUUUUAAUACCAUUUAGUUUUAUUAAUUCUACGUAUUCUGAGUUUGGUAUGUACCUGAUACUUUGCUGAAACUAUAGCCCGUCCCACUCUUAGAUUGCAGUACACGACUUAUGGCGCGCGCUGUUGCCAAAUCUCUAACACAUUACGAAUUUCAGGAGAUGCGUGUCUUUGUAAUUUGGAUCGAACAAGAAGCAUUUUAAGAAAUCAUAUCGUAAUUUAUAAUAUUUUAUACUAUUACACACACAAAUUUGUAAUAAUGCCACUUUUAUGUAAAUUUCAAAUAAAAACUACCUAUUGUAGACAAAAUUUUCUUAUAGUUUUCUUUUCUGUUCUAAAAAUCCCAUAUAUAUAAUUAUAUACAUUUAUACAGCGAAACCCCUUAUUUACGUUACCGUUAUUUACGUUUUCCCGUUAUUUGCACUAUAUUCUUCAGGUCCCGUUUGGUUCCCAUAUAGUCCAAUACAAUACUUUCCCGCGAAUUACGUCUCAAAAAUCGAAUCAAUCCCGCUAUUUACGUCACGUAACAACCAUAAACAACCAGAAAAUACCGUGGAGCUAGUAGGCAAUGAACAUUUUAAAUAGCAAAAUAUACAUAUUUUAUAACAUGAAAAGUUGCUUUUAUUUCUAAACAUGUAAUAAUUUAAGCCUAGGCGUGUAAAAGUACGAGUAAUUAUAGCAGGAGACAAUCUAAAAUGCACGAGGGAAAAACGUAAACUCAUGAAUGUACAAACAUGGCUGCUUGUAAGUUCUGAUACUGUAUUUAUGUCACAACUUAGCCGAAAUACUGGUACGAGACAUAAACUUCACAAGAUAAAAUGAGCGGUGUCUUGGUAACUGUUUUAUACGUCUUUUAUAAUUUGGGAAGUAUUGUACAGUUGACGCCAUAUUUUUUAAACUAACCAUUUAUUUCUGGGGAUCGUAAAUAAUUAAUUAUUGGUAUCAAGACAUCAUGAUAAACGUAAACUUGAACAUGUCACGGCAGCGAGAAAACUGGUGCGUAUACCAAUAAAUUGGUAUUAGAACUGGAUAAAAUUGGUACACGGGAGGUGGAGCUUAUAUUUUUUUCCGCUAAGCUCGCAUCUAUUGGUUGGCGGCUGAUGGCGUCAUGAGUCUGGGCGGAGCAUAGAGUGCGCAUGCGCCGCCGCGUCGUUACAGCAGCUGACCAAGUACAAUGACCUUUCUCCGCGUUUGGCGCGCUAUUGACGGUAAAUAUUCAUCAAUUUGCGGCCUUUUCUUAAAAAUUUUUUUACUGUGAGCAAUGUGUAUGUAGCCCGUAUUUGUUAUAAACCCUGCCGGUUGCAACUGUAUUUAUAAUUUGGAGAGGCAAAUAAUCUCCUUGAACAGCUAAAAAAGCAAGCAGAAGAAAAUUUCAAAUUUAUUUUUUAGGAAGUAAUCAGAAAAACAUUUUGGCUUUCAUUCUUUUUUUAUUUUUGUCAAAUGUGGUAAAUUAAUAAUUGAUUAAAUACUAAAGUAAAAUUUGCUGUUAGUGUGUUUGUACCUGCAUUGUAGUAUGUGCUAUUAAACAAAAGGAAAAAAAUUCUAAAUAAGGUAAACUGUACUCCUUUUUAUACUUUUCCCUUUAUUUACACUUUCCCGCUUUUUACACUUUUUUACUUUGUCCCCAUGAAAAGUGCAAAUAAGGGGUUUUGCUGUAUAUCACAUUUUCAUGGGCCCGAUAAAUGCCGUAUUUUUGGACAAGUCAUGUCCAAAAUGAUAAAUAAAAUACGGUAAUGGAAAUUCUCGGUCGAGUAAGUUAUGGGAAAAAUCCAAACAAUUGGUUCGAAAUGGGGAAGAUUUUUUGAAAAACAGAAAAAUCGCAACAACUCCCAUAAUAUCGAAUCCGUUUUAACGUAUGAGGAUUACCUAAUGCCGAAAAAUGUUUUCUAAAUACAUUUUUGAUACGACCAGCCAUAACUGCAUGGGUUUGAAAAAAAUUUUCACCGGACAAAAAAACGUAACUGCCUUAGUAAGACACCUUAUCAAAUCUGUUUAAAUUGUUUGUAAUAAUAUCAUAAUUAUUUUCCAAAACUUUGUCUAAAACAAUGUUUGAUAAGAUGCUUGGUGAGAAGGAUAGAAAAAUAAUUCAAAUUUUUGUACCAUGAUCGCUAUUAAAUUCCUUCGUAUUUAUUUCAUACAUUUUAAAUAUUAUGUUCAAGAAUCGAUUAUAAUAUUUUUUGUUGACUAAGGAAGCCAUGUAUUUGAAAUUGCUUGUAGGACAGAACCCCACUUAUCUAAACACACGACCCUGUUUCCUCUUACGACGGCAGCGCGCGCUCUUGUACUGAUAAGACACAUCUUUAACAGCUAUUUCCACGGAAACUGUAGAAGCAAUUGAGAUGGAGCUGCUUUUAAAAACUAAUUCAAUUCAUUGUGAACAUUUUUCUCGCUUUCGUCCCCCAUCUAUCUUUAAUAGAAAAAAAUUUUUCCGCGGGUCAACCUUUUGAUGUGUCAGUUUGUGAGAAAAUGCAUUUCAAUAUAUUAAAAAAAUUAUUUAAGUGAAACCUGUACAGUUUUUGUCUUAACAUUUGUUCGGUGGCGUCCUAAGGCAUUAAUUUACUAAUAAAAAAAAUCUGAAUGAAAUACACAUGUAGGUUUUCUUUUUUUGAUGUGAAACAUAUCGGAAUACUUCAAAACAGUUCGCAGCGUAUAAGUUAUGUUUUUUAAUUUUUUCGGACAGUUAAAAUAUUGUUAAGUAUUCAAAAUAAGCAUUGCCUGAUGCGUAUUUUGAUUCUAUACAAUAUGAAAAAAAGCUUGGUCCAAAAAUUAAAAUUUUAAAUUUCGUUUGAUAUUUGGCAACAACGCACGAAGAAACAAGGACAGUGCUAACGGCAAUCGGCGUGUGUUAGAGAGAGAGAGAAUGCGCCCAUUUACUUCCAUACUGCAAUCUAAGAGUGGGAUGCUCUUUAGUGCAUGUUGUUUGUGAAGUUUGUAAACACAUAUAUUGUACCUUGUAGUUACUUUAUGUAACUUUUUGUUACCUUGAAGGUGUUUCAUCAUUCUGCCUCAUGAUUGUUUAUUGAUAAGGCAAAACAUGAUUUAAUGACUGA